GCCGAGAGGCAGCACAUGUCCAACAGCAGCUCUAUCACCCACUUCCUCCUCCUGGCAUUCGUGGAGACACGGGAGCUGCAGCUCUUGCACUUCUGGCUCUUCCUGGGCGUCUACCUGGCUGCCCUCCUGGGAAACAGCCUCAUCAUCACCGCCAUAGCCUGCGACCACCGCCUCCACACCCCCAUGUACUUCUUCCUCCUCAAUCUCUCCCUCCUUGACAUGGCCUCCAUCUCCACCACUGUCCCUAAAUCCAUGGCUAAUUCCCUCUGGGACACCAGGGCAAUUUCCUAUGUAGGAUGUGCUGCCCAGCUAUUUAUGUUUGCCUUCUUGGUAGCAGCAGAGUAUUGUCUUCUCACCAUCAUGGCCUAUGACCGCUACGUUGCCAUCUGCAAACCCCUGCGCUACAGGACCCUCCUGGGCAGCAGAGCUUGUGUCCAUGUGACAGCAGCUGCCUGGGGCAGCGGCUUUCUCAAUGCUCUCCUGCAGACGGCCAAUACAUUUUCCCUACCCCUCUGCAAGGGCAAUGCUGUAGAGCAGUUCUUCUGUGAAAUCCCUCAGAUCCUCAAGCUCUACUGCUCAGAAUCAGACUAUCUCAGGGAAGCUGGGCUUCUUGUACUUAGUUUUUGUUUAGCAGUUGGUUGUUUUGUGUUCAUUGUGCUGUCCUAUGUGCAGAUCUUCAGGGCCGUGCUGAGGAUCCCCUCUCAGCGGGGACGACACAAAGCCUUUUCCAUGUGCCUCCCUCACCUGGCCGUGGUCUCCCUGUUUCUCAGCACUGGCAUGUUUGCCUACCUGAAGCCCCCCUCCAUCUCAUCCCCAUCCAUGGAUCUGGUGCUGGCUGUUCUGUACUCAGUAGUGCCUCCAGCAGUGAACCCCUUCAUCUACAGCAUGAGGAACCAGGAGCUCAAAGAUGCACUCAGGAAGCUGAUUCCAUCGGUAGUAUUUCAGCAGCAGUUAGCUCCCCAUUUGUCUUCAACAAGUGGUUUCUAG
Egretta garzetta (little egret) is the source of this 987-nucleotide messenger RNA. RefSeq names its product olfactory receptor 14J1. Gene Ontology annotation, biological process: G protein-coupled receptor signaling pathway. The coding region runs from base 16 to 987 and encodes 323 amino acids. Gene Ontology annotation, cellular component: membrane. Gene Ontology annotation, molecular function: G protein-coupled receptor activity; olfactory receptor activity. The record is from RefSeq and is a predicted model, not a curated record. NCBI's taxonomy places the organism in Eukaryota, Metazoa, Chordata, Aves, Pelecaniformes, Ardeidae. The transcript has a single exon.